AUGGCGAUAACUAGAGAUGUUCACUUCAAUGAGGAUGAGCAAUGGGACUGGGAAAAUUCACAAGGAACUAACAGACCUUCAAAAGAAUUUAGAAGCGAUUUUUUUGAGGAGGAGACAACAGACCAAUGGGAAAAUGAAUUGAUAGAUGAUCCACCAAUUAGAGGAACAAGAUCACUUUCAAACAUCUAUCAAAGAUGUAAUGUAGCAUUAUGUGAACCUGCUGAUCAUGAAGAAGCUCUUAAAGACCCUAAGUGGAAGAAAGCAAUGAAGGUACUGAGAUUUUUGUUGAUAAUCAAGCAGCAAUUGCAAUUUCACGAAAUCCAGUAUUUCACGGAAAAACAAAACACUUCAACAUCAAGCUCUACUUCUUGAGGGAAGUGCAACAAACUGGAAAAGUGAAACUUGCUUACUGCAAGUCUGAAGAUCAGCUGGCAGAUUUGUUCACAAAGCCACUUCCAGUUGGCAAGUUCGAGUUACUAAGGAAGAUGAUUGGAAUUUGCAGUGCCUAAAGCAAGGAGGAGUGUUAAUAAUUUGCUUCAGGACUGCCACGUUGAACUUUUCUUUGAUUAGUUUCAGUCAAAUUUGUUUUUCCAGUCAAUAAGUCCUAUUCUUUAGGAUAUUGUUAAUGUUAUCAGAAAUCUUGGUUGUUA
Molecule: messenger RNA, 650 nt
Organism: Mangifera indica (mango)
Lineage: Eukaryota; Viridiplantae; Streptophyta; Magnoliopsida; Sapindales; Anacardiaceae
Exons: 2
Coding region: 1-372 (123 amino acids)
Source: RefSeq, a predicted model, not a curated record